CAAAGGCAGUAAUAGUUAGUUUGUUUGACCACAGAUUCGCCUAGUGACGGCUGUUGCUCGUGCGUGGUUGCUGUCAAGUCUCGAUCAGCGUAGGCGAUAGCUACGCUGAGCGCUGGCUAGCUGUUCUGCUCACUCGAUCGAUCGAAUCAGUGCAAUCACUGGUUAGUGCCGUCGUCUUGCGCACUCUCGAGCUCACACUCACAGUCAUAGUCAUAAACAUUAUGUUUGUGUUGAGAGUCACAUUUUCUCCGCGCUGUGGCUAGACUUCCGUAAAGCCGCCAUCAUCAACUACUCGAACUCGUAGAGUCUCACUCGUAGUGCCCCUGACGGCCAGUAGAUCUACGACUAAGAGAACCUAGAGACUAGAGUGACUAGACUGGCUGCAGCUGCGGAUCUGCCUUCAACUCUGGCCGUUGCCGGCGUUGGCGAAACUCCAGUGGUUCUGGUCCCUCAGGGAGCACAACAGCGUUCAGUCAGUGUUAGUACUCGCCCAAAUCUAGUAUUUUGAGAAGAUCUGUUUACAAUUGUAGACCUUGAGAUUGUGGAGAUCCCGCAAAACCUAUGCGCAGCAAUCCGCAAGUACAUUUGGUUGAAGUCGUCUAGAAACUGUCGUUCAACGGAUCCGCCUGUACCGGCCGGGGCGCUUACAGUACGGAACAAUCGCGUGGACUGAGAAUCGCUGGUUGUGGAAAACAGCUGAGCCCGAACACGAUGAGUAUCAAGAAGAUGAUACUGUCUAUUCGCUCCAAGAAGAGCUCGAAAUCCUCAGCAGCCGCCAGCGCAGAUGAGUUUCAACUGAAUUACUACUGGGGAGCCCUGUCCAAGGAGACCGAAAUUCAAAUCCUCAGCAAAUGCCGAGACGGCUCUUACCUGCUACGGGACUGCCACAGCGAUCCUGAUCUCUUCACCUUGGCUGUAAAGAAUGGUUCCAGGAUCUACCGAUACAGAUGCUGUGUGUCUGUUGCCAUGGAGAUGAUCCGAAUGGGCGAAUCCUGUAGUGAUGGUGAUGGACAUUUGAUCGUCUUCACUCGACCCAUUCUCAGACCUAAGAAUUACCCUCCGGCAAGCCCGAAAACAGAACGGAGCUAUGUUGAAUUGCUGGAGAGCUGAUGAAGAAGAGGGCGUGUUCGGAAUGCAGAAUAUGAUGUGCCGCGCUACACACAUGAAACCGUGCACACUGCGGUGUCCACGCAGUGCGGACCCGGCUGCUGUUGUCACUGCACUCUUCUCCUGCAGUUGAUAUCAGUUUGGUGCUGACCAAACCAACUACCGCUGUGUUCAUCUCGAAUACAGUAAAACCAUUUUCGAAGCGGACGCCCUUGGUGCAGCGGAAACUGUCCUGACAAGACAGGAUUCCUCGUGAUACCGGGAUGCACGUUAAAAUCCACAGUACGCCUGUGCAUGGAAUCGACAGUACGCCGGUGCAUGGAAUUUUCACGGUCAGUACUGGUUUCCGCUUGGUACAGGAUCCGGCAAACUCCAAUUUUACUGUAUUGUAUGUACUCUUUGUCUGACCUAUAUCCCAUCUAGAGCUUCUUUCAUGGGCAUUUUAUUUUGAAAUCCAUAAUUAUCGUUACUGAACUUUUCGGCUCAAGUUAGUGAAAUGUUUCAACUUUCAAUUUAAAUCAAAUCUUUCUACGCAAAUCUCCAUCGAACUUUCUGAAAAUAAUGAUUAUCUUCUUUUUGACACGUUUGCCAAGUCUUGAUAAAGUUCAUGAUAAAGUUCAUGUGUCAUUGACAUUCUGUUGAAAUUUCCUCAGCACUUGAUGUGUGGAUAGGCCUAUUUAUUAUUAUCAAUCUCCACCUUUCACCUCAUGCUCUUGAGAGUGCUUUAUUGGUUUGAAACGAUCUGAUACGAAACAUUUUAUUCUG
Sycon ciliatum is the source of this 1872-nucleotide messenger RNA. RefSeq lists its product as uncharacterized. Lineage: Eukaryota; Metazoa; Porifera; Calcarea; Leucosolenida; Sycettidae. Bases 712 to 1110 code for a protein of 132 amino acids. The transcript is spliced from 5 exons. The record is from RefSeq and is a predicted model, not a curated record.